AUGACCAAUGAGAAGAAGGAUAAUAAUAAUGGCAAAGUAGGCUCAGAGUCACUCAAAGGACCAUUUAAAAAGGGCUCGUGGGUUGAAUUUGGCACGAAGAAAUUCAAGCAGGAGGAAGUAGAAAGCGAGGAAGAUACGGAAAAGAUGGGUGAGAUGGAAGAUAAAGGCCUUGAUAUGAAGUGA
This is a messenger RNA of Botrytis byssoidea, 183 nucleotides long. RefSeq lists its product as uncharacterized. Bases 1 to 183 code for a protein of 60 amino acids. The transcript has 2 exons. Lineage: Eukaryota; Fungi; Ascomycota; Leotiomycetes; Helotiales; Sclerotiniaceae. The record is from RefSeq and is a predicted model, not a curated record.